This is a messenger RNA of Octodon degus (degu), 2198 nucleotides long. RefSeq names its product 5'-nucleotidase ecto (gene Nt5e). Gene Ontology annotation, cellular component: plasma membrane. The record is from RefSeq and is a predicted model, not a curated record. Lineage: Eukaryota; Metazoa; Chordata; Mammalia; Rodentia; Octodontidae. Bases 60 to 1775 code for a protein of 571 amino acids. Gene Ontology annotation, molecular function: metal ion binding; nucleotide binding; 5'-nucleotidase activity. Gene Ontology annotation, biological process: AMP catabolic process. The transcript is spliced from 9 exons.
CCGGGCCGGGCUUCCCCGCGGGCAGCCAGCCCUGCCUGUCCGCGCUCCCCACCGCAGCCAUGGGUCCCGGGGCCCCGCGGCCGCUGCUCCUGCCACUGGGCGCGCUGCUGUGGGCCGUGGCGGGCGCCUGGGAGCUCACGAUCCUGCACACCAACGACGUGCACAGCCGGCUGGAGCAGACCAGCGAGGACUCCACCAAGUGCACCAACGCCAGCCUCUGCGUGGGCGGCGUGGCGCGGCUGUUCACCAAGGUGCAGCAGGUCCGCCAGGCCGAGCCCAACGUGCUGCUGCUCGACGCCGGCGACCAGUACCAAGGCACCAUCUGGUUCACCGUGUACCGGGGCGCUGAGGUCGCGCACUUCAUGAACGCCCUGCAAUAUGAUGCCAUGGCACUGGGAAAUCAUGAAUUUGAUAAUGGUGUAGACGGACUGAUCAAUCCAUUGCUCAGAGAAGCCAGAUUCCCAAUCUUGAGUGCAAAUAUUAAGGCAAAGGAACCACUAGCAUCGCAAAUCUCAGGACUCUAUCUGCCCUAUAAAAUUAUUUACAUUGGUAAUGAAGCUGUGGGAAUUGUUGGAUACACUUCAAAAGAAACCCCCUUUCUCUCAAACCCAGGAGCAAAUUUAAUAUUUGAAGAUGAAAUCACUGCACUGCAACCUAAAGUAGAUCUACUAAAAACUCUAAAUGUGAACAAAAUUAUUGCACUGGGACACUCUGGAUUUGAGAUGGAUAAACUCAUCGCACAGAAAGUAAAGGGUGUGGAUGUUGUGGUAGGAGGACACACCAAUACGUUUCUUUAUACAGGCAACCCACCUUCCAAAGAGGUGCCUGCUGGGAAGUAUCCAUUCAUAGUCACUUCUGAUGAUGGGCGGAAGGUGCCUGUGGUCCAGGCCUAUGCUUUUGGCAAAUACCUAGGCUAUCUGAAGGUCGAGUUUGAUGAAAAAGGAAAUGUCAUCACUUCAUCUGGGAAUCCCAUUCUCCUAAAUGCCAGCAUUCCUGAAGAUCCAAGCAUAAAAGCGGACAUCAACAAAUGGAGGAUACAGUUAGCUAAUUAUUCUACUCAGGAACUGGGGAGAACUGUUGUCUAUCUGAAUGGCUCCACCCAGGCGUGCCGUUUCAUGGAAUGCAACAUGGGCAACCUGAUCUGUGAUGCUGCGAUUAAUAACAACCUCCGACAUCCAGAUGAAAUGUUUUGGAGCCACGUGUCCAUGUGCAUUUUAAAUUCAGGCGGCAUCAGAUCGCCCAUAGAUGAGCGGAACAACGGCACCAUUACCUGGGAGAACCUGGCUGCUGUGUUGCCCUUUGGAGGUACAUUUGACCUGGUCCAAUUAAAAGGUUCCACCCUGAAGAAGGCUUUCGAGCACGGUGUACAUCGCUAUGGCCAGGCAACUGGAGAAUUCCUACAGGUGGGCGGAAUCCAUGUGGUAUAUGAUCUUUCCCGAAAACCAGGGGACAGAGUAGUCCAAUUACAUGUUCUUUGCACCAAGUGUCGAGUGCCCAUUUAUGAGCCACUUGAAAUGGAUGGGAUAUAUAAGGUGAUCCUUCCAAGCUACCUGGUCAAUGGUGGAGAUGGAUUCCAGAUGAUAAAAGAUGAAUUAUUAAAACAUGACUCAGGUGACCAGGAUAUCAACGUGGUUUCUCAAUAUAUCUCAAAAAUGAAAGUAGUUUACCCAGCCGUUGAAGGUCGGAUCAAGUUUUCUGCAGGAAAUUAUUGCCAUGGAAGCUUUUCUUUAAUAUUUCUUUCAUUUUGGUCAAUGAUCCUUCUUCUGUACCUAUAGCCAAAAUUCUCCUUGCCAAUAAUGUAAGACUGUAUUUUUUUUCCACGUGAGAGUGCAACCUGCCUUUUGGGAGCUGGCAUUACACCACAGACCAUCCUCGAAGACUCCUACAUGCUGACACUUAGAGUACUGUGAAAGGAAGAGGCUGACAGCAACCCAAGGUCAGCAACUCAGUGUAUAGAUGGAAAAGUAAAUAGGGCCCCAUGAGGAGCUAGCCACCCAUGUUUAGUCUAUGAAUCCAAAUUUUCCUGACAUUUUAUUAGCAACUUUAAAUCACAGAAAUGAUUUUUCUCUUGCCUCACCUAUUUCUAAUACAUUGAACAACUUAGAAGUUUACACAGACCAAGCACAUUACCUCAUUUAAUGGCCACGACAUUCUUUGAUGGGUAAUUUAAGUGGUGUUUUCCUCAUUCGACACAUGAA